GAGAUAUCACAAGCAAACAAGAGAAGAGAAUUUACUGUUAUUUCUCUCUCUCUAUAGAUGGAACUUAAGAGCGUUACUUGUUUGGUUCUUUCUUUGAUUUUGCUUAAUUUGUGUGUGGAAUGUGUUUUGGGGGAUGGCUCUGUGGUGAGGCCUACAGGGUUUAGAGACGAUGAUUGUAGGUGGGGCCGGAGGUGUGGUGGACGUGGCCGGUUUGGACGCGGUGGUGGUGGAGGGUUUGGCGGUGGGGGAGGAAGAGGUGGAGGUGGUGGUAUAGGCGGCGGUGGUGGACAAGGUGGAGGUUUUGGAGCCGGAGGCGGAGUUGGUGGCGGAGCCGGAGGAGGACUUGGCGGUGGAGGCGGAGCUGGUGGUGGCGGAGGAGGAGGUAUUGGGGGUGGCUCCGGUCACGGUGGUGGGUUUGGAGCCGGGGGAGGAGUUGGUGGUGGUGCCGGUGGAGGAAUUGGUGGUGGAGGCGGAGCUGGUGGUGGCGGAGGAGGAGGUAUUGGCGGUGGUUCAGGUCAUGGUGGUGGGUUUGGAGCCGGAGGAGGCGUAGGCGGUGGUGCUGGUGGAGGAAUCGGUGGAGGAGGCGGAGCUGGUGGUGGUGGAGGCGGAGGUGUUGGCGGUGGUUCAGGUCAUGGUGGUGGAUUUGGAGCUGGUGGAGGUGUAGGUGGUGGUGCUGGUGGAGGAAUUGGUGGUGGUGGUGGAGCCGGUGGAGGUGGUGGUGUUGGUGGAGGAUCCGGACAUGGUGGAGGUUUUGGAGCCGGAGGAGGGAUUGGUGGUGGGGCUGGCGGAGGAGUUGGUGGUGGAGGUGGAGGUGGGGGUGGAGGUGGAGGAGGCGGCGGUGUUGGUGGUGGAUCCGGCCACGGUAGUGGUUUUGGGGCUGGAGGUGGAGUAGGAGGUGGUGUAGGAGGAGGUGCUGGUGGAGGCGGUGGAGGAGGUGGAGGUGGCGGUGGAGGAGGUGGUGUGGGCGGUGGAUCCGGACAUGGUGGCGGAUUUGGUGCUGGAGGAGGAGUUGGUGGUGGUGCCGGAGGUGGACUUGGCGGUGGUGGUGGUGCCGGAGGGGGAGGUGGCCUUGGAGGAGGCUUGGGACACGGUGGUGGUGUUGGUGGAGGUCAUGGAGGAGGAGUCGGCAUUGGGAUUGGAAUAGGAAUAGGUGUUGGGGUUGGUGGAGGCUCUGGUCAAGGUUCCGGCAGCGGAAGCGGUAGCGGUGGCGGUGGCGGUCGUCAUUAAUCAAAGCUCUUAUUACCAAUCUUACGUUUGAGUGUCCUUGACAGUACUACUUCUUGUCAUUCUAUUUCUCUUGUAUUGUUUUGAAACCAAAAAGAAAAAAAAUGUAUGAUACAUUAAUUUCAAGAUGUGUUUUCUUCUAUUUUUGUGUAAGAAUGUUUUCAAAAAAUCCAAUAAUAAAAAUAUUGAAAUACG
Messenger RNA from Arabidopsis arenosa, 1419 nucleotides. Lineage: Eukaryota; Viridiplantae; Streptophyta; Magnoliopsida; Brassicales; Brassicaceae. The record is from the annotation of a GenBank genome assembly.